UGGGUUGCUCAACAGUCAAAAGAUGUAAUGAAUGAAUCAAAAUCAAAACUUGUAACCGCAACUAACCAACCAUAACAAAGAAAAUCUCUUUCUUUCUUUCUUUCAGUAAAUACUCCCUUCUAGACUCCAUUGACUUCUUCUUCUUCUUCCUCUUCAACAUUUUACUCCUAUAUAUAUAUAUUACAUUCUGCAAGGAGAACUGCAUUUGGAAACUGCAGUGAUGACAAAUUAUUAUGAGCUAGUGAAAUCUACUUCCUGUGAAGAUUCUUUAAAGAAAAUUGAAGAUGAUAUUCAGUAUGCAAAUUCGCUGGCAGCUUCUAUUCCGAGGUUCAAGAAUGGUACAUGUCUACGGAUGAAAUUGGUGUACAGUAACUUGGCACCAAUACUCCAGCUCCUGCUCCGGUGGAUGGAUUGCUCAUGCACAUGCUUAUUUACAAGUUAUUUCAAUCUCUUCCACAUAGUUGUAUACAAGGUUAUCCCCAAUGGAAAGAAGAAGAUUCCUUCUGAUGGGAGGAAAGCAAGCAUUAGAGAAUUCUAUGCUGUUCUAUUACCAUCUCUCCAGCACCUGCAUGACAGCUCAUCAGAGCAGGAUAGUAGUCAAGACAAACCUCAAGUUUCAAAAAUUAUUGCUGGGAAGAAAGUACAAGAGAAUAAGCAUUUCGAUGCUGAUCUAGAGAAAGAAAAUGAAUGCGGAAUCUGCUUAGAACCAUGCACCAAAGUAGUUUUGCCAAAUUGUUGUCAUGCAAUGUGCAUUAGUUGCUAUCGUGACUGGAACUUAAGGUCCCAGUCCUGCCCAUUUUGCAGGGGAAACCUCAAAAGAGUGAACUCAGGGGAUCUGUGGGUUCUGACAGGCAAUAACGACGUUGUUGACCAGGCAACUCUUUCGAAUGAAGACAUGUUGCGUUUCUAUCUUUACAUAAAUAACCUGCCUAAAGCUAUUCCAGAUGCACUGUUCUUAGUUUAUUACGAAUAUUUGAUAUGAUUUAACUUCUGAAGUAAUUACAAUUAGACGUUUAACAUACCGACCAAAGCCUGUGGAUAGUGUCCGGUAAAGUCCUCUAAUUCCUUCAUUUGUAAUACUUCCAAAGCAUUUCUUGUUAACUUUGUGCUGAAUAACUACAUCCUUGUUGCAAUUUGUAAAA
Capsicum annuum is the source of this 1142-nucleotide messenger RNA. Its product is annotated as E3 ubiquitin-protein ligase AIRP2. Gene Ontology annotation, molecular function: ubiquitin protein ligase activity. The record is from RefSeq and is a predicted model, not a curated record. Gene Ontology annotation, biological process: protein ubiquitination. The transcript is spliced from 5 exons. The coding region runs from base 221 to 982 and encodes 253 amino acids. NCBI's taxonomy places the organism in Eukaryota, Viridiplantae, Streptophyta, Magnoliopsida, Solanales, Solanaceae.